This is a messenger RNA of Aegilops tauschii subsp. strangulata, 1746 nucleotides long. The record is from RefSeq and is a predicted model, not a curated record. Lineage: Eukaryota; Viridiplantae; Streptophyta; Magnoliopsida; Poales; Poaceae.
AUGUAGCGGGUUCCUUAUCCAAGAAGUGGAGGCGGGACGAGCUGGAACCACAAGAGCCCCCGAUGAGCGGCGGUGGCGGUGGCUGUGGCAAAAAUGAUGCGAGCCUUGACCUCAUCAGCAGCCUUCCCGACGAGAUCCUAGGCAGCAUCAUCUCCCUCCUCCCUACCACCAAGGGUGCCGCGCAGACAUCUGUUCUAUCUUCCCGGUGGCGCCACCUUUGGCGCACUGCCCCGCUCAACCUUGUCAUUGACCAUAGCCUCCUCAGCCAGGAGGGAGAGUGCACCACCAUCGUCUCCAAGAUUCUCACCACUCACUCUGGCCCUGCCCGACGUCUCUCCUUCAACCGCCCUCGUGGCAUCCGCCUCCGCCGCGAGCUGUAUGGCAAAUUCGACGGCUGGUUCCAGUCCCCUUCCCUCAAUGGCCUUGAGGAGCUCUACUUGUCUAGCGACGACAAGUCGCCGUGCCCGCUACCGCCGUCCGUGCUCCGCUUCGCGCACAUGCUGCACAUUGCCAGCAUCGGUGGCUGUGAUUUUACCAAGAUUAAUGCUGCCCCCACACUUAGCUUCCCUCGGCUGAAGAAGCUCAAACUCUAUGAUGUCUCCAUCUCGGAGGCGACUCUCCACCGCCUGCUUGCCGGCUGCACUAUGCUACAGAGCCUUGAUCUUCGAUGGAUACGUGGGCUCUGCAGCAUCCGGAUUGUCUCGCCGACUCUCCGAAGUAUUGGCGUAUCUGUUUGUGACCACUGUGAUGAAGAGCCUGUGUUCCCGGAACUUGUUAUUGAGGAUGCACCUUGCCUUGAAAAGAUUGAUCCCACAUGGUUUAAGUGUUUGUCCAUUUCCUAUUUGCAUCGCAUUCUGUGUUUUCUUGAUGUGUCAGUGUAUCUUUAUUUUUUCCAGGAAAUGAUCCCCAUCUUGUUCACCGCGACGGUGCGCACGGUGAAGGUCUUAGUUCUAGAAUCUAUCGGCCCUAAUCUGGAUGCAAUUGUUGGAUUUCUUAGAUGCUUUCCCUGCGUGGAGAAGCUGUACAUUCGGUCACUUAUUAGGAAGGACAUGAAAAAUGCGCAGCAAUAUGACGUACUUGUUGAUCCUCUGGAAUGCCUUGAUCUUCAUCUCAGAGCAAUCGUGGUGAACACCUAUCGAGGCUUGAGACCAGACAUUAACUUUGCCAAGUUCUUUGUUCUGAACGCAAAGGCGCUCAAGGUAAUGAAAUUCGGUGUCUCUGCUAGUAACUGCAAUGAGCAAUGGAUGCCCGAUCAGCGCACAAAGCUACAACUGGAUAACAGCGCUUCUCGAGAUGCCCGGUUCGAUUUUGAGAGAUAUAAUAGUGAUGACGGCAUGCUUUUUGCCAACAAGAGGCACACGCAUGAUAUGUGGAUAGCUGAUCCCUUUGAUAGCUCACUAUGCAAAUGUUGUGGACCGUUUUGAUGCCCUUCUAUGCAGGAGUACCUGUUUAUCUUGUCAUCUCUCUGGUUCCAAACAUUCUGAUGUGUUUUAUUAUGUAAUGGGCUUCUGCAACCUACCUUCCGGCAUACACAUUCUAGUUGAAAAAUGGAAGAAGUGUGAAAGUGCAUGUGGAAGAGCUAUGUAAGAACUGGGUGAAAAUCUGGGAACUAAUUACCAGCUUGUCAUGAUAGACAUUUCAAUGUGGAACGCAGCGUAUUGGUUUGCUGAAGUGUUGGGCAAAAUCUGUAAUUAUCUAUGUCCAUGAAAGUGUGUAUUUAAAACAGCUAUGAUUUGUUUUGCCAAA